Haemonchus placei is the source of this 333-nucleotide messenger RNA. The record is from the annotation of a GenBank genome assembly. Lineage: Eukaryota; Metazoa; Nematoda; Chromadorea; Rhabditida; Trichostrongylidae.
AUGAAGGAGGUUCCGAAGUUCAUCGCCUCUGAGCUAUGUGAGCUGAUCAUGAAAUGGCCUGUUUCUUCCUCGGUUACCCCUGAUUCUGUGCAAUUCCUUGUUGUGCAACGAAUAGCCGCUGCUAUUUGUGGUCGUCUUGCCUACAUCUAUAAUCAGUCGUUAUGCUUCGGUGAGGUACCCGUGCGCUGGAAACAUUCCAUUGUUACUCCGCUACUGAAGGAAGAGCCAUCUUGGAACCCUGAGAAUUAUCGCCCCGUAAGCGUUACGUCUCGUUUCUGUCGGCUAUUUGAGAAAGUCCUGAAAAUAGCAUGUCAGUCGUCACUUGUCUAUUAA